Molecule: messenger RNA, 3783 nt
Organism: Dictyostelium discoideum AX4
Lineage: Eukaryota; Evosea; Eumycetozoa; Dictyosteliales; Dictyosteliaceae
Gene: mtr
Product: cobalamin-dependent methionine synthase
Exons: 3
Coding region: 1-3783 (1260 amino acids)
Biological process (GO): pteridine-containing compound metabolic process; L-methionine salvage
Molecular function (GO): metal ion binding; zinc ion binding; cobalamin binding
Source: RefSeq, a predicted model, not a curated record
AUGAUUAAUUCAAAUGAUAAGAAUGAAUCUGAUACUUUUGGUAUUAUUAGAAAGAUUUUGAGUGAAAGAAUUAUGGUACUUGAUGGUGCUAUGGGUACAGAAAUUCAAAAAUUCAAAUUAAAAGAUAAUGAUUAUAGAGGUGAAGAAUUUAAAGAUUUUCCACAUGAAUUAGGUGGUAAUAAUGAUCUUUUAUCAUUAACUCAACCACAUAUCAUUAGGGAAAUUCAUUGUAAAUAUCUUGAAGCAGGUGCAGAUUUUAUUGAAACCAAUACAUUUAAUGGUAAUAUAUUUUCACAAGCAGAUUAUAAGAUGGAACAUUUAGUUAAAAGAAUUAAUAUUGAAUCAGCAAGAUUAGCCAAGAGUGCAUGUGAAGAGUAUACAAAGAAGGAUCCAAGUAGACCAAGAUUUGUUUGUGGUGCAGUUGGUCCAACCAAUAAGACAGCUUCGAUUUCACCAUCAGUCGAAAGACCAGAAGCAAGAAAUGUAUUAUUCGAUGAAUUGGUAAGUGGUUAUCUCGAACAGGUUGAAGCAUUGGUUGAGGGUGGUAUUGAUGUGAUUUUGGUGGAGACAGUUUUCGAUUCACUCAAUUGUAAAGCAGCAUUAUUCGCAAUUGAGGAAUUCUUCAAGACAUAUUCACCAAGAUUACCAGUAUUCGUUUCAGGUACUAUCGUAGAUAAGAGUGGUAGAACAUUGAGUGGUCAAACAGGUGAGGCAUUCUAUACAAGUGUUGCAAGUGCAAAUCUUAUGGUAUUCGGUUUGAAUUGUGCAUUGGGUGCUCAAGAGAUGAGACCAUUCCUUCAAAAUAUUUCAAAGUGUUCAGAAUGCUACGUUUCAUGUUAUCCAAAUGCAGGUUUGCCAAAUACAUUUGGUGGUUACGAUGAAACACCAGAGAUGAUGGCAGAGCAAAUUAAGGAGUUUGCCGAGUCUGGUUUAUUAAAUAUUGUAGGUGGUUGUUGUGGUACAUCUCCAGAUCACAUUCGUGCAUUCUGCAAUGCCAUUGAGGGUAUCGCACCACGUGCCAUUCCAACACUUGUUCCAAAUACUACACUCUCUGGUUUGGAGCCAUUGGUAUUCACAAAGGAAUUAAAUUUUGUAAAUGUUGGUGAACGUUGUAAUGUAUCUGGUUCAAGACGUUUCGCAAAUUUAAUCAAAGCCAAUAAAUACGAAGAGGCAUUAUCAGUUGCUCGUCAACAAGUUGAAGCUGGUGCACAAAUCAUUGAUAUCAAUAUGGAUGAAGGUAUGAUUGAUGCAGUUGCAGCCAUUCAAAAGUUUUUAUUCUUCAUUGGCUCAGAACCAGAGAUUUCAAAGGUACCAAUCAUGUUGGAUUCUAGUAAUUUCGAUGUUGUAGAGGCAGGUUUAAAAUGUGUUCAAGGCAAGUGUAUUGUCAAUUCAAUCUCUUUGAAGGUUGGUGAAGAAUUGUUCAUUAAACAAGCUAAAAUCGUUAAACAAUAUGGUGCAUCCGUUGUUGUUAUGGCAUUCGAUGAAAAUGGUCAAGCUACAAGCAAAGAAGAGAAAGUUAGAAUUUGUUAUCGUUCAUACAAGAUCCUAACAGAGCAAGUUGGUUUCUAUCCACAAGAUAUCAUUUUCGAUCCAAAUAUCUUAACAAUUGCAACAGGUUUAGAAGAACAUAAUAACUAUGGUGUAGAAUUCAUUGAGGCCACUAGAGAGAUCAAAGCAUUGAUGCCAUUAACUCGUGUAAGUGGUGGUGUUUCUAAUCUUUCCUUCUCAUUCCGUGGUAACGAACCAUUGCGUGAAGCUAUGCACAGUGCUUUCCUUUACUAUGCAAUUGCCGCCGGUAUGGAUAUGGGUAUCGUUAAUGCUGGUGCAUUACCAAUCUAUGAUGAUAUUCCAAAGGAUCUUUUGAAAUUAGUAGAGGAUGCAAUUUUAAAUCGUACCAAUGAUGCAACUGAAAAACUAUUAGAAUACGCUCAAGCCAAUAAUAAAUCAGAGAAAGCAAAUGUUGAAGUAGAAGAAUGGAGAAAUAAACCAGUGUCUGAAAGAAUCGCUCAUGCUUUGGUUAAAGGUAUCACCACUUAUAUCAUUGAAGAUACCGAAGAGGCACGUAACACAUUACCAUCAUCAUUAUCUGUCAUUGAAGGCCCAUUAAUGGGUGGUAUGAAUGUUGUUGGUGAUUUAUUUGGUGCUGGUAAAAUGUUUCUUCCACAAGUUAUCAAGAGUGCUCGUGUUAUGAAAAAAGCUGUAGCUCAUUUAAUUCCAUUCAUGGAGGAAGAGAAAAGAUUAAAACGUUUAGAGAAAGGUAACGAUGAAGCAGCAGAAGAUGAACCAGAUAAUGCCGGUGUCGUUGUUUUGGCAACUGUUAAAGGUGAUGUACAUGAUAUCGGUAAGAAUAUCGUUGGUGUUGUAUUGGGUUGUAACAAUUACAAAGUCAUUGAUAUUGGUGUUAUGACACCAUGUGAAAAGAUUGUAGAGGCCAUCAUUGCCAACAAAGCCGAUGUUGUAGGUUUAUCAGGUUUAAUCACUCCAUCAUUGGACGAGAUGAUUUAUGUAGCAAGUGAAUUGGAAAGACUUAAAUUCAAAAUCCCAUUAAUGAUUGGUGGUGCCACUACCUCACAAAUUCACACAGCAGUUAAGAUUUCACCACACUAUUCUCAACCAACCGUUCAUGUUUUAGAUGCAUCACGUAGUGUAACUGUAGUUCAAUCAUUGUUAGAUCCAAAUAAUAAAGAAGUUUUCGCAGAGGAUGUUUCACAGCAAUACGCAGAACUUCGUGAGAAACAUUAUGCUUCACUAAAGGAUAGAAAAUAUACUUCUUUAGAGAAAGCACGUCAACAUUGUGUUAAAGUUAAUUGGAAAACCAUUCAACCUGUUAAACCAACAUUCCUUGGUACUCAAGUUUUCAAAGAGUAUUCCUUGGAGAAAUUAGUCACUAAAAUCGAUUGGAAUCCAUUCUUUGUAACUUGGCAAUUACGUGGUAAAUAUCCAAAUCGUGGUUAUCCACGUAUUUUCAAUGAUGAAACCGUUGGUGCCGAAGCAAAGAAACUCUUUGAUGAUGCUCAAACCAUGUUGAAGGAAAUUGUCGAUAAGAAACUUUUAAAUGCUCGUGGUGUAAUUGGUUUCUACCCUGCUAAUAGUAUCGAUGAGGAUAUUAUAAUCUACGAUCAUAAUGAUGAUGAAACUCGUUCCAAACCAAUUGCAACACUCUUUGGUCUUCGUCAACAAAAUGAAAAGGAAACUGAUGAACCAUACAUUGCCAUCGGUGAUUAUAUCGCACCAGUUUCAUCGGGUGUAAAGGAUUACAUUGGUUUAUUCGCUGUUAGUUCUGGUUUUGGUUUAGAAGAUAUGGUUGAAAAAUAUAAAAAAGAGAAUGACGAUUACUCAAGUAUCAUGGCUAAAGCAUUGGCUGAUCGUUUAGCAGAGGCAUUGGCAGAAGCUGUUCACGAAGAUGUUAGAAGAGAACAUUGGGCCUAUGAAAAGGAUCAAGCAUUAUCAAAUGAAGAUUUAUUCAAAAUUAAAUAUAAAGGUAUUCGUCCAGCUCCAGGUUAUCCAGCUCAACCAGAUCAUACUGAAAUGAAAACCAUUUGGUCAUUAAUGAAUGUAAAUGAAAAUACCUCUAUCGAAUUAACCGAUCAUAUGGCAAUGUUACCUGGUGCUGCAGUUUGUGGUGUUUAUUUCUCUCAUGAACAUGCUAAAUAUUUCUCUGUUGGUAAAAUCACUAAAGAACAAAUCGAAUCUUAUGCAUCAAGAAAACAAAUCACCAAAGAAGAAGCUGAAAGAUGGUUAUCUUCAAUUUUAUCUUAUGAUCGUUUACCAUUAGUAAAAUAA